ACAGAAAACUUUUGCCAUUAGUCUCGCUAUGUCUCCAUCUUGCCAGCCGGAAAAGCAGAAGUCUAAAAUUGGUUUGCCUGUGGUCUUUUUUUAGCCCUCACGGUUCCUGCGAGCCCCAACCGGCUGCCUUUGGUUUUUAAAAUAGCACGCGUUAAGUUUAGUGAAUGAACGCCGUUGUUUCGCUGCAGGCCUUUCUGAGCUGGGACCGAGCUAAUACUUGGCGAAAAAACAAGUAAAAGAGAGCAACAAGUUGGUGCACCGCAGCCCCGGUGUCAACGUGUGUGUGUGGCCGCCCUGUGAAGCUUGAUUUCGGGGAACGACGCGCUGCAAUGAACCGAUUUGCAACGUUGGACCACUAUAAGUCAGCCAUGUUGCUGAGUGGAGUUGGUGAUGCUCUGGGAUACAGGAACCAGCUGUGGGAGUACAAUGAGUCCGGACCAGCUAUUCACCAGGAGCUGAAGGAGCUUGGUGGUCUGAAGAACAUCAAGGCCGAGCUCCCCGACUGGCCGGUGAGCGACGACACGGUUCUGCAUCUGGCGACGGCUGAAGGGCUGGCAACUGGGAAGACUGGGGAGGAGCUCAUGCACGAGGUGGCUGCUCGAUAUGUGGAGGGUAUGAAAGACAUGGACGGGAGGAAACCGGGGCCUUCAAGCAUUCUGGGAGUCUCUCAGCUGAAGCCUGGCGAGGAAGGGGGCUACAGAGUGGCCUAUAACCCAGAGGGGACUGGCUGUGGAGCGGCCAUGAGGUCCAUGUGCAUUGGGCUCAGAUAUCCAAAGCCUGACCAGCUGUUGUCGUUGGUGGCAGUUGCCGUGGAGACGGGCAGGAUGACCCAUCCACACCCCACCGGUUUCCUGGGCGCAGUAGCGUCGGCCCUGUUUACUGCGUACGCCAUCCAGCGCAGGCCUAUCACGACGUGGGGUCUGGGCCUGAUCAACGAGGCCUGUCCAAUAGCGAAGAGCUUUGUUCAGGGUCGUGGCUUCGCCGUGGAGGAGACGGAGAGAGACUGGGGCUACUUCUGUGACAAGUGGCAGUGGUACCUGGAUACGAGGGGCAUCUCUAACGGAGUGGGCCCCGUGAUUUGGCCCUCCUCCUACGGCCCAGCUGAGAGAGAUGAAGCAUACAAGAGCUUCAGCCUGUCGGGCUGGGCGGGACGCAGCGGCCAUGACGCUCCGAUGAUCGCGCUGGACGCCCUGCUGGGGGCGGGUUCGGACUGGGAGGAACUGAUGGCCAGAGCGGCCUUCCACGGAGGCGACAGUGACAGCACAGCAGUGAUUGCUUGCUGCUGCUGGGGUCUCCUCUACGGCACACAGGGGGUCCCCGAAGGCAACUACUCCAACCUGGAGUACAGGGAUCGACUGGAGCGCAGCGGCGAGCAACUGUACGCCCUGUCACACUGAGAAGGCCGCCACAGCCUGCUGCACUGACAGCAUCCUACAUCUCGCACUGAGGGGAAACUAGGCCACACACUCUGACACAUUGACGUACAGCUAGCUGGUGCACUCGGUAGUACAUUGAUCUAGAGUGCCGUCACAUAACCCCAAAGUGUGGUGUCAGAACUUGCCUGAAGGAGAGGCAGAGUGUCCCAGUAACCCAAAGAAGAGUCAAUCUGCCACAAGGACUGUGUGCCUCAUGAUAUUUGCACUGAGGCUGGUGUUUUAUGAGGGGUCCCCCUAGUGACCAUUUUAAAUUAUCAUGCAGAGCUAUAUGACCAAGUGGAACGAAUCCGAGCUAAUGAGAAUGUGAAGAGAAUAAAGAAAAAGUCCCCUAGGAGGUAAUUACUUCGUUUUGUCAGCCUGACAUAAUAGCAAAUGCUCAGCAAGCUUAAAAUUAAAGGUGCUCUUGUUAUUGUCUAAUGAAAAAUACAUUUAUGUGUCUCAUUAUAGUUAACUGUAACUUCAUGCUGUGCAGAGCUAAACUGUAACUGCAAGCACAAUUAAUGAUACAAUAAAUUAAACAAACAAAGCUUUG
Dicentrarchus labrax (European seabass) is the source of this 1968-nucleotide messenger RNA. It is a transcript of the gene adprh, whose product is annotated as ADP-ribosylarginine hydrolase. Bases 330 to 1397 code for a protein of 355 amino acids. The transcript has 8 exons. The record is from RefSeq and is a predicted model, not a curated record. Lineage: Eukaryota; Metazoa; Chordata; Actinopteri; Moronidae.